AUGGCUCUAGCAAGAAAUUGCGCAGCGAACACGUUAAACGAAGACGGCGCCGACGCUGGUGACGCUUGGAAGAGUGGAUUGCCAGUUCGUAUCGUCAGAUCCUAUAGGAUGCUAAAACAUUUCCCGACAUACGCUCCCAAAGAGGGAUAUAGAUACGACGGCGUCUACAAGGUCGUAAAGUACUACCCCGAAAAGGGGCUCUCGGGGUAUAACGUGUGGAAGUAUUUAUUGCGAAGAGACGAUCCUAAUCCCGCGCCAUGGGAACCCGAAGCGAAACAGUUUUCCGUCAUUUGGUGUCGUUCAAACCCCGGUCACCACAACUUUUGUAUGGUUUGCUUGAAAGUCGCUUUAGAGUCUUCGGAGUCGCGACAAUGUCCACGUAGUAAAAACAUCUCCUACGCGGAGUUGACCCCGAACGACGAACUGAAGAAUGCUUUAAAGAUGUUCCUCCCGGGAUACGACGCCGGUGAAAAGUAG
Messenger RNA from Leptosia nina, 477 nucleotides. Lineage: Eukaryota; Metazoa; Arthropoda; Insecta; Lepidoptera; Pieridae. The record is from the annotation of a GenBank genome assembly.